AUGGCGAAUGAAAUGCGAGUUUUUCUAAUGACUAAACAAGGCAAGGAAGUGCAGGAAAAACAGGAAAAGAAGCACGAGUUGCUAAAGGACCCACGAGCAGUUUACCAGGAUCAUUUUGUGUCGAUUCGUCCAGACUGCUUGGUAGUCAAAAAAUACUUCAUCCCUUCCUUGCUACCCUAUGAGUUUCCAUGGCACAAAAUUGAAUCACUGACCUACAUGCCACAAAACCAGGAUAAAAAAGUUCCAGGGAAGGGAAUGGAUUCCGACGGAAGAUGGUGGGCAACUGAUUUAUUAAGACCUCAUGAACGCGAACUACAUCUGUACAACGUUCGAAUUGACGUGCAUGACUUAGAACCCCGAAUGACAGGAUUUACAGUAAUCUAUAUUGACCAAUUUCUGAAAGCGUGCCGACAUUUGCUACCAUAUUCGUGCAAGUUGUCUGGAUGUGUCUGGUCGGAAUAA
This is a messenger RNA of Caenorhabditis briggsae, 462 nucleotides long. The record is from RefSeq and is a predicted model, not a curated record. Lineage: Eukaryota; Metazoa; Nematoda; Chromadorea; Rhabditida; Rhabditidae. Bases 1 to 462 code for a protein of 153 amino acids. The transcript is spliced from 4 exons.